Nothoprocta perdicaria is the source of this 5151-nucleotide messenger RNA. RefSeq names its product myosin-1B-like. The record is from RefSeq and is a predicted model, not a curated record. Gene Ontology annotation, cellular component: myosin complex. Lineage: Eukaryota; Metazoa; Chordata; Aves; Tinamiformes; Tinamidae. Gene Ontology annotation, molecular function: actin filament binding; cytoskeletal motor activity; ATP binding. Bases 1 to 5151 code for a protein of 1716 amino acids. The transcript has 36 exons.
AUGUCUACGGACGCUGAGAUGGCCAUCUUUGGGGAGGCAGCUCCUUACCUCCGAAAGUCAGAAAAGGAGAGAAUCGAGGCUCAGAACAAGCCUUUCGAUGCCAAGACAUCAGUCUUCGUGGUACAUGCCAAAGAAUCCUAUGUGAAAAGCACAAUCCAGAGCAAAGAAGGAGGAAAGGUCACAGUCAAGACUGAAGGUGGAGAGACUCUGACCGUGAAGGAAGAUCAAAUCUUCUCCAUGAACCCUCCCAAGUAUGACAAAAUCGAGGAYAUGGCCAUGAUGACCCACCUCCAUGAGCCCGCUGUGCUGUAUAACCUCAAAGAGCGUUAUGCAGCCUGGAUGAUCUACACCUACUCGGGUCUCUUCUGUGUCACUGUCAACCCCUACAAGUGGCUGCCGGUGUACAACCCGGAGGUGGUGUUGGCCUACCGAGGCAAAAAGCGCCAGGAGGCCCCUCCGCACAUCUUCUCCAUCUCUGACAACGCCUAUCAGUUCAUGUUAACUGAUCGCGAGAAUCAGUCAAUCCUGAUCACCGGAGAAUCCGGGGCAGGCAAGACUGUGAACACCAAGCGUGUCAUCCAGUACUUUGCAACAAUUGCAGCCAGCGGRGAUAAGAAGAAGGAGGAGCAGCCACAACAGGCAGGCAAAAUGCAGGGGACACUUGAGGAUCAAAUCAUCAGUGCCAACCCCUUGCUGGAGGCUUUUGGAAAUGCCAAGACCGUGAGGAAUGACAACUCCUCACGCUUUGGUAAAUUCAUCCGAAUCCAUUUUGGAGCCACAGGAAAACUGGCUUCUGCUGAUAUUGAAACAUACCUGCUGGAGAAGUCCAGAGUCACUUUCCAGCUCAAAGCGGAAAGAAGCUACCACAUAUUUUACCAGAUCAUGUCCAACAAGAAGCCAGAGCUAAUUGAGAUGCUACUGAUCACCACCAAUCCAUAUGAUUAUCAUUAUGUGAGUCAAGGUGAAAUCACAGUUCCCAGCAUAAAUGACCAGGAAGAGCUGAUGGCCACAGACAGUGCCAUUGACAUCCUGGGCUUCACUGCUGAUGAAAAGACCGCCAUCUACAAGCUGACAGGAGCUGUCAUGCACUAUGGAAACCUAAAGUUUAAGCAGAAGCAGCGUGAGGAGCAGGCAGAACCAGAUGGCACAGAAGUUGCUGACAAGGCUGCCUACCUCAUGGGUCUGAAUUCAGCUGAUCUGCUCAAGGCUCUGUGCUAUCCCCGUGUCAAGGUUGGGAAUGAAUUUGUGACCAAAGGUCAAACCGUGCAGCAGGUAUACAAUUCAGUAGGUGCCCUGGCCAAGGCUGUCUUUGAGAAGAUGUUCUUGUGGAUGGUUGUUCGCAUCAACCAGCAGCUGGACACCAAACAGCCCAGACAGUACUUCAUUGGUGUGCUGGACAUUGCUGGUUUUGAGAUCUUUGAUUUCAACAGCCUGGAGCAGCUCUGCAUCAACUUCACCAAUGAGAAACUGCAACAGUUCUUCAACCACCACAUGUUUGUGCUGGAGCAAGAGGAGUACAAGAAGGAAGGCAUUGAAUGGGAGUUCAUUGACUUUGGGAUGGACCUGGCUGCCUGCAUUGAGCUCAUUGAGAAGCCCAUGGGCAUCUUCUCCAUCCUGGAAGAGGAGUGCAUGUUCCCCAAGGCAACUGACACCUCUUUCAAGAACAAACUCUAUGACCAGCACCUGGGCAAGUCCAACAACUUCCAGAAGCCCAAGCCUGCCAAAGGCAAGGCUGAGGCCCACUUCUCCCUGGUGCACUACGCUGGCACAGUGGACUACAACAUCUCUGGCUGGCUUGACAAGAACAAGGACCCCCUGAAUGAAACUGUUGUGGGGCUCUACCAGAAAUCAUCUCUGAAGACAUUGGCUUUACUCUUUGCCUCUGCCGGAGGAGAGGCAGAGAGUGGUGGUGGCAAGAAGGGGGGCAAGAAGAAGGGUUCUUCCUUCCAAACGGUCUCAGCUCUUUUCAGGGAGAACCUAAACAAGCUGAUGACCAAUCUACGGAGCACUCAUCCUCAUUUUGUGCGCUGCAUCAUUCCCAAUGAAACCAAAACACCUGGUGCCAUGGAGCAUGAACUGGUGCUUCACCAGCUACGCUGUAACGGUGUGCUGGAAGGGAUCAGAAUCUGCAGGAAGGGAUUCCCCAGCAGAAUCCUCUAUGCAGACUUUAAACAGAGGUACAAGGUGCUUAAUGCAAGUGCCAUCCCCGAGGGACAGUUCAUUGACAGCAAGAAGGCUUCUGAGAAGCUCCUUGGCUCCAUUGAUGUGGACCACACCCAGUACAAAUUUGGUCACACCAAGGUGUUCUUCAAAGCUGGGCUGCUGGGGCUCCUGGAGGAGAUGAGAGAUGAGAAGCURGCACAGCUCAUCACUCGCACACAGGCCAGAUGCAGGGGCUUYCUCAUGAGAGUGGAGUACCAGAGAAUGGUGGAGAGGAGGGAGUCCAUCUUCUGCAUUCAGUACAAUGUCCGGUCCUUCAUGAAUGUCAAGCACUGGGCCUGGAUGAAGCUUUUCUUCAAGAUCAAGCCYUUGCUGAAGAGCGCAGAAUCAGAGAAGGAGAUGGCCAAUAUGAAGGAAGAGUUUGAGAAAACCAAGGAAGAGCUUGCAAAGUCUGAGGCAAAGAGGAAGGAGCUGGAGGAGAAAAUGGUGGCUUUGAUGCAGGAGAAAAAUGACCUGCAGCUCCAAGUGCAGGCUGAAGCAGAUGCUUUAGCUGAUGCUGAGGAAAGAUGUGACCAGCUGAUCAAAACCAAAAUCCAGCUGGAAGCCAAAAUCAAGGAAGUGACAGAAAGGGCCGAGGAUGAAGAGGAAAUCAAUGCUGAGCUGACAGCCAAGAAGAGGAAACUGGAGGAUGAAUGCUCAGAGCUGAAGAAAGAUAUUGAUGACCUGGAGUUAACGUUGGCCAAAGUUGAGAAGGAAAAGCAUGCCACUGAAAACAAGGUCAAAAACCUCACUGAGGAGAUGGCAGCUCUGGAUGAGAGCAUUGCCAAGCUGACAAAAGAGAAAAAGGCCCUCCAAGAGGCCCACCAGCAGACACUGGAUGACCUGCAGGCGGAAGAGGACAAAGUCAAUACGCUGACAAAAGCUAAAACCAAGCUGGAACAGCAAGUGGAUGAUCUUGAAGGGUCCCUGGAGCAGGAGAAGAAACUGCGCAUGGACCUUGAGAGAGCCAAGAGGAAACUGGAGGGGGACCUGAAGUUGUCCCAUGACAGCAUAAUGGACUUGGAAAAUGAUAAGCAGCAGUUGGAUGAGAAACUCAAGAAGAAAGACUUUGAAAUCAGCCAGAUCCAGAGCAAGAUCGAGGAUGAACAAGCCCUGGGCAUGCAAUUGCAGAAGAAGAUCAAGGAGUUGCAGGCGCGAAUUGAGGAACUGGAGGAGGAAAUUGAGGCCGAGCGGACCUCUCGCGCCAAAGCAGAGAAGCAUCGGGCUGACCUCGCCAACAGUGAAGUGGCCCAGUGGAGGACCAAAUAUGAGACGGAUGCCAUUCAGCGCACGGAGGAACUGGAGGAGGCCAAGAAGAAGCUGGCACAGCGUCUGCAGGAUGCCGAGGAACACGUUGAGGCUGUGAACUCCAAAUGUGCUUCCCUGGAAAAGACAAAGCAGCGGCUGCAGAAUGAAGUGGAGGACCUGAUGAUUGAUGUGGAGAGGUCGAACGCAGCUUGUGCAGCUCUGGACAAGAAGCAGAAGAAUUUCGACAAGAUCCUGUCAGAGUGGAAGCAGAAGUAUGAGGAAACACAGGCUGAGCUGGAAGCCUCCCAGAAGGAGGCUCGCUCUCUCAGCACRGAGCUKUUCAAGAUGAAGAAUGCCUAUGAGGAGUCCCUGGACCACCUGGAAACCCUGAAGCGGGAGAACAAGAACUUGCAGCAGGAGAUUUCUGACCUCACGGAGCAGAUUGCAGAGGGAGGAAAGGCUGUCCAUGAGCUGGAGAAAGCGAAGAAGCAGGCUGAGCAGGAGAAAUCUGAGCUCCAAGCAUCUCUGGAGGAAGCUGAGGCCUCCCUGGAACAUGAGGAGGGGAAGAUCCUGCGCCUCCAGCUGGAGCUCAACCAGAUCAAGUCUGAGAUUGACCGGAAGAUAGCAGAAAAAGAUGAGGAAAUUGAACAGCUGAAGAGAAACCAUCUCCGAGUUGUGGAGUCCAUGCAGAGCACGCUGGAUGCUGAGAUCAGGAGCAGGAAUGAAGCCCUGAGGCUGAAGAAGAAGAUGGAGGGAGACCUGAAUGAAAUGGAGAUCCAGCUGAGCCAYGCCAACCGCCAGGCAGCAGAUGCACAGAAGAAUCUAAGAAAUGCACAGGGAGUGCUCAAGGAUACCCAGAUCCACUUGGACGAUGCUAUCAGGUCACAGGAGGACCUGAAGGAGCAGGUGGCCAUGGUGGAGCGCAGAGCCAACCUGUUGCAGGCUGAAGUAGAGGAGCUACGGGCAGCCCUGGAGCAGACRGAGCGGUCCAGGAAAGUGGCUGAGCAGGAGCUGCUGGAUGCAAGUGAGCGUGUGCAGCUCCUCCAUACCCAGAACACCAGCUUGAUCAACACCAAGAAGAAGCUGGAAACAGACAUUUCCCACAUUCAGAGUGAAAUGGAGGACACAAUCCAGGAAGCCCGCAACGCUGAAGAGAAGGCCAAGAAAGCCAUCACAGAUGCAGCCAUGAUGGCAGAAGAGCUGAAGAAGGAGCAGGACACGAGUGCCCACCUGGAGAGGAUGAAGAAGAACUUGGACCAGACAGUGAAGGACCUGCAGCACCGUCUGGAUGAGGCUGAGCAGCUGGCACUGAAAGGAGGCAAGAAGCAAAUCCAGAAGCUGGAGGCCAGGGUGCGCGAGCUGGAAGGGGAGGUUGAUUCCGAGCAGAAGCGCAGCGCUGAAGCCGUGAAGGGUGUGCGCAAAUACGAGAGGAGGGUGAAGGAGCUGACCUACCAGUCUGAAGAAGACCGGAAGAAUGUUCUCAGACUCCAGGAUCUGGUAGAUAAGCUGCAGAUGAAGGUGAAAUCCUACAAGAGGCAAGCUGAGGAAGCUGAGGAGCUGUCCAAUGUCAACCUCUCCAAAUUCCGCAAGAUCCAGCACGAGCUGGAGGAAGCCGAGGAGCGGGCUGACAUUGCGGAGUCGCAGGUCAACAAGCUCCGAGCCAAGAGCCGCGAGUUUCAUAAGAAGGCAGAAGAGGAGGAAUGA